Molecule: messenger RNA, 2812 nt
Organism: Cyprinus carpio (common carp)
Lineage: Eukaryota; Metazoa; Chordata; Actinopteri; Cypriniformes; Cyprinidae
Product: gastrula zinc finger protein XlCGF8.2DB-like
Exons: 2
Coding region: 400-1236 (278 amino acids)
Biological process (GO): regulation of transcription by RNA polymerase II
Molecular function (GO): RNA polymerase II cis-regulatory region sequence-specific DNA binding; DNA-binding transcription factor activity, RNA polymerase II-specific
Source: RefSeq, a predicted model, not a curated record
GAAUCACCACACGCUGACGUCACCUGCUGCUCAAAACAGUGUACGUGCAGCGAGAAAAACAAACGUAAUGACAAUCUUACAAAAAACAUUGCAAGUGUAAUAUUAAAAUAUAAUUUAAUAACUAUUAAAUACUGAAUUUGAACAAAAAAAGUGAGUCUGUAAAUUUUCCCCCCAUUCUUCUAAAUUAAAUUGGCCUUGUUUUUAGAAUUGGGUGAUUUAAUGCUGUUAACUGAGAUUAACUCCCUUACCAGUGUGCUGAUUAUUGAACUAGGGCGCUGAUCGGGACACAUCCAGAGAUUUAGUUUGCAUUUAUUUUUCUUUCUGUUAAUUCUUCUCAUCUUGAACACAGAUAAACUCAACUGAGAUCCACGUGUCACCCUGUGAUAAACCGUUAUAAAGAUGGCGUUUAUUAAAGUCGAGAGUGAAGAGCUGACGAUUGAAGAAGCAUUCAGAGUCAAACAUGAAGAUACUGAGACACUAACAGACCUGAUGGCACUGAAAGAAGAGAACGAAGUACUGAAUGAAAUCAAAAAAGAAGAUCAAUACACGAAUCACCAUGAUUUCAAAACUGAAGAACAAUCUUUUAGUUGUUCACAGACUGAAACAACUUCCAUACAGGAAAGGGCUCAAAAGUCAGAAAAUAUAAGUUAUUUCAACUGCCAAGAUUGUGGAAAAAGUUUCACUCAUAAAGGAAGCAUUAACAGGCACAUGAAAAUUCACACUGGAGAGAAGCCUUACUCAUGCCCUCAGUGUGGAAAGGAUUUUCAACAACAUGGAGGCCUUAAAGUCCACAUGAGUAUUCAUACAGGAGAAAGGCCUUUUACCUGCCAACAGUGUGGAAAAAGAUUCAAACGAAUAGUAAACCUUGAUUACCACAUGAGAGUACAUGCUGGAAAAAGCCCUUUCACCUGCCAUCAGUGUGGAAAAAAUUUUUGCCGAAAAGGAACCCUUGAUUACCACAUGAGAGUGCACACUGAGAGACCGUACACAUGCCCUCACUGUACAAAGAGUUUCAGCCAAAAAGGAAAAUUUGAAUACCACAUAAGAAAUCACACUAGAGAGAAACCCUACAUAUGCCCACAGUGUGGAAAUGGUUUCAUUCAAAAAGGACACGUUAUAGACCACAUAAGAAUUCACACCGGAGAGAAGCCUUUUACCUGUCAGCAAUGUGGAAAUAGUUUCCGCCAAAAAGGAUGCCUUAACAGGCACAUGAAAACACACAUUGGAGAGAAGUAAUUUGUAUGCGGUCACUUGGAAUGAGUUUUAGAAGUGAAACAGCCCUUAAAUACCACCUGAAGAUUCACAUAUGAGAAAACUGCUGUAUAUUAUCACAGUGUGGAAGAAGUUUAACAGACCUGAAACACCUGAGGAAUCAUGUAAUAACUCACACUGGAGAGAAGCCUUACAUGUGCCAUCACUGUGGAAAGACUUGCAAAGCCAAAGCAAACCUUGAGGUUUAUACGGAGCCCGGGAACUCACCUGUAGGAGAAAAAAAAAAAAAAAAACGUGUGGCAACAGUUUUGCAAUUUGUCCCCUCAGUUUAUAAACCGUACUCACAAAUUCUUAAACCGUUCCCUCGGUUUAACAAAUCGUGCCCAUGGAUCAAUAAACUGUACCCACAACUUUCCAAUCCGUUCCCUCAGAUUUUGUAAACCGUACCUUCAGUUUUUGAAUCUGUACCCACAAAUUCAUAAUCCAUGCACAUGCCUAUGCAAUCCGUUCCCACAGGUUUGUAAACUCACGGAUUUGUGGCCCCGCCCCCAGACUGUACCGGCAUUUCAACCAGGCCAUCUGUUUAGGUUCGGCAUUGUAUUGUGUUUAUUAAACUUUAUUUUUCAUAGUAUAUGAGACCGUGAUUCACACUCACAAAAUAGUCUUCUUUUUUGCGUUUAUUUUACAUUAAUCACCAAUAGGAUAAACCACCGCCGCCUGUGUUUUAUCCUAUAGCCUAAAGUAAAAUAAACGCUAAAAAGAAGAAUAGAAAAUUUCUUUAAAAAACGAGCAAUACAAAACAAAUAAUGUACGGGUUAUGUUAUGUUGUGCUUCCUUUGCUCGCUAACUGAAUGCAAUGUUAUUUAAUAAUAACAUUAACAGUGAAGCAUGCAUCUAACUCUGGGAGGAAAAUGUAGUAUAAUAAAAUAAGUCUUUAUGUUCUGAAUGAAAAGUACAUAAACACAUUUCUAUACCUGUAAAAGGUUAUUUUAAAAAGAAAUCAUUCAUGAAUCAUUUUAUGAUAAACUUUUUUCUCUCUAACGUGCACUCAUUUAUUUAGCCUGUAAAUUAAAAUAAUAAUAAUUACGAUUAUUCUUAAUAUUGCUAUUAUUACAUUUAGGCUACAUAUGCAUUUAAAAGAAGCUUUUAUCUAAAACGACUUACAAAAGAAGAACAAUUUAGUCAAAAGUCAGCCAUAACACAAUGCCAGGUUUAUUAUACAAUAAUAAUAAAGUGUUAAAGAUAUAAUAAAUAAACACAAGAUUUUGGCGCAACUCUUGCUUAUUAAAUCGUAGGCUAUGACACCUUGUAGGCCUACCCGCUACAAUUGAUAGAGAAUCACUUAAGACAAUUUGAUAUAGGCUUAUUCCACAUGAUAAUAUGUGAUAAAACAAUAUACAAUAUGAUUAACACAGGCUACCUUGGAGCUUGCUGUUCUUCUAAAAUUAAUCCGUAAGUAGAGUUUACAAAUCCGUGGAAAUAGAUUGAGAAAGCGUGCGCACGGAUUAAAAACCGAAGGUACGGUUUACAACAUGAUGAAUAUGUAAAUAUGUGCUGGGGAUUUUCCUUUCAAUAACAAAAUAAAAGUGGAGAGAAAACA